AUGUCCCCGAACCCCUAUGGGAAAGUGAAGCCAUAUUCUGACCCCUAUGGGAAAGUUCAGGCGAUUAAGAGGAUGCUUGACUCGGCUUGGGACAAUUGCCGGAAACACAGUUACCCUUAUCUACUGGCUCCUUGCGAGUGGAAGCUGGGUGCUCGAGACAAGAACCUUCUGAGCGUGUACUUCUGA
Colletotrichum lupini is the source of this 186-nucleotide messenger RNA. RefSeq lists its product as uncharacterized. The record is from RefSeq and is a predicted model, not a curated record. The transcript is spliced from 3 exons. Lineage: Eukaryota; Fungi; Ascomycota; Sordariomycetes; Glomerellales; Glomerellaceae. Bases 1 to 186 code for a protein of 61 amino acids.